Octopus bimaculoides (California two-spot octopus) is the source of this 8531-nucleotide messenger RNA. Its product is annotated as tensin-3. Gene Ontology annotation, biological process: protein dephosphorylation. The record is from RefSeq and is a predicted model, not a curated record. Gene Ontology annotation, molecular function: protein tyrosine phosphatase activity. Gene Ontology annotation, cellular component: focal adhesion. Lineage: Eukaryota; Metazoa; Mollusca; Cephalopoda; Octopoda; Octopodidae.
AGAUCGUGGCAAGUUACACUUUGAAAGCAGCAGACAGCUUUUUUUCCUUCCUUUCUCUCUCUUUAUUUCGUUCUCCUUCUCUUCUCUCUCUUAUUUUCUUCUUCCCUAUCUGUCAGCUUGUCUCUCUUUUGUUUUGUUUCAUUUAAAAACCAGCAUCAAUCAUAUAUCAUAUCUGAUGGAAUGUCAAAAAAUUUCCCUUUGCCUCAUUGUUCUAGUGUCACCUCUCUAUAGUGUUGACUAUGAAUUUCAUAAGGAAACCAACAAGUCUCUCCAUGAGUGAAACGAAAUACAUCUAACAAGUAAAUAAAAUAUGCAGUCACACUUCCUCUACUUUCAUUUUCACUUUCCACUGGGAGUUAUCAUGCUGUUACCCACUUGGGUACAAUAGACAGAUGCACUAGACGCACAUUUCUUCUGGCGGCAGCAUUUCAUCUUGUUAAAAAUAGUAUGUUAGGGUCAGAUGUCAAGUUAUAUUAGCACCAUCUAUGAUAACAGUCCACUGACAGCUGAACCUCAGCAGCAAUCUGGUGCUCCUCAUGGACACAACUGGAUCUAGGCAUUUACCACUGGUCAUCUAUACAAUUUCACACUGGCCCACAUAUCUUCCCACACUCUACAAACUUGCAUAUCCCUAUUUUAGUUAUCUCCAUGCUGAAGUGUGGUCCACUGUUCUUCUACCAGGCAUGGCAUGUUUUCAGUUUAGAUGUUUGUCGUUUACUUACCCAUGGAGGGAUAUUUUCCACUGGUUAACUAAGGCUCUAUCACGUCUUAGAAACAACACAACGCUACAGCCUCAAGAUGCAGAGGAGACAUGUAUCGUCCAUAACUUCCAGCCCCAUCGUGUAGUCCAACCUCACCAAUGCCUUGUGUGUAAAAAAAUAAUAUGGAACCAAGGUAGUUCCUGCGUAGAUUGUCACAUUAUUUGUCACAGGAAAUGUGAAACAGAGGUGAUGACAACAUGCACACCGACAGGAGGUAUACGAGAGAAGAAUGACUUUUUGACUCAAACAAUUCUUCCGGAAGCGUUGGCUUCACCCACCUCUGAAGAAAACAUGUCGGAUCUACGGAAUAUAAUAACAAAAAGCCAAGAAUCAGCUGGGGAAGACCGGUUGGUGCUAGACCUUACCUAUGUCAUGGAAAGGAUUAUCGCGAUAUCCUUUCCUGCUGAGGGACAUGAUGAACUCUACAGCUAUGCACUUAAAGAUGUGGCUAACAUGCUGAAAACUAAGCAUGGUGACAAAUAUCUGGUUAUCAAUCUUUCAGAAAAAAGAGAAGAUCUAUCCCAAAUCAAUGUUCAUGUUGUUGAUUUCGGCUGGCCAGAUCAUCUGGCACCACCCCUGGAGCGAUUAUGUAGCAUUUGCAAAUCUAUUGACUCUUGGUUAAAUUCUGACCCUCAGCAUAUUGUUGUCAUUCAUUGUAAAGGAGGCAAAGGUAGAAUUGCCGUGGUUACUGCUGCUUAUAUGAACUACUGUAACAUCUGCUCCAGCAAAGACCAAGCUCUUGAUAGAUUCGCUAUGAAGCGAUUUUAUGAUGACAAACUUGGUGGUUUGCCACAACCAUCACAGAGAAGGUAUGUUCAUUAUUUCACUGGUCUACUAUCCAGUGCAAUCAACAUCAACAGUGAAGCUCUUUAUCUUCACCACAUCCUUAUCCAUGGGGUCCCCAACUUUGAUGGCAAGGGGGGCUGUCGGCCAUUUAUUAAGGUUUACCAAGGAAUGCAGCCUAUGUUUACAUCAGGAAUCUAUACUGUCACUGACAACAUGCAGAAGGUGUGGAUAUCAAUAUCACCUGGAAUACCACUUCGUGGAGAUGUCCUCAUCAAAUGUUAUCACAAAAAACCUAAGGGAAACCAACGCGAGAUAAUUUGGCGUUGUCAGUUCCAUACCUGUGCUAUUUCUGAGAGCAGCUUAGUGUUUAGCAGACAGGAACUUGAUGAAGCUUGUAACGACCCAAGAUUUCCUGACAAUGGUAAAGUUGAAUUUGUAUUUAGCAGGGAUGCUGAUGGACUCGUUAAAGUUAGUGGAUUUGACUCGUAUGUGAAAGUACCAGUUGAUGAUGGUGGUGAUGGUCUUAUUCGUUCAGACUCUUAUGGGAAUUUCAAUAAUUUAAUAGAAUCCAGCACAAAUGCUGAUGUCAAUGCUAAUGGUCUAGAUAGCACAGUGAACAUCAAUGAAACUAUCCAGCACUCUGAAGGUCCACUAGAUGGCAGUCUCUAUGCUACAGUCAACAAGAGGCGAAUGGAAACCACUACGACUACUAGUACUACAUACGUCAAUGGCAUCAACGGAUCUGUGCAUGAUUCUAGUAUGGAUUCGGGUAUAUCCUCCUCUUACGGUUACGCAGUAAAUGAGACUGUUCUUCCAAAGACAAGCACUGAAGUGCACACCAUCACUAGUAGUUCCACAACAAAGCCAGAACCCACGAAAGCCCUUGACGAGCACAGAGAAUUGGAUGCCAUAUUGGAAGGUUUGCUGAAGGAUCAGGCAUUUGAAUCUGUUACACCAGCACCUGCAUCAGUCAGUGAAACUUCCACUGUGACAUCAUCCUACACAGAGACCCACCAACCAAUGUCAUAUGUUACCCAAAAAACUGAGAUAAUCAAGGAGACACCAGUUUAUAUAGAAGAGAGCCACUACACCAUCACCAAAUCAAGUGAAGAGAAGAUGAAGCAUGUCCCUAAGAAUGCUUUCUCUUACACUGCACCACCCAUUGUUGAAACAAAGAUAAUCAGGGAGACAGAGUCUCGCAAGAGCCCUGACAAAGAGCCAUCUACUGGCCCAGCUCCAUCUCCUAAAAGCUACACCUUGCCUUAUCGUGCAGAUUAUGAAAAUACUUAUUCUACAACUUACACAACUGAAAGCACAUCUCAUAUGGAUUCUGAAGCACUGUCCUGGUUGGAGCAGCAGCAACAAAAGUUAAAGCAGAAGAAAGAAGAUGAUGAUGGAAAACGAAGCCAUCAAGAAAAGGCUCUCGUUGAGGAACUGAAGCAUGCUCAGACACGGUACGCUACAAAAAGGGCCAAAAGCGAUCAAGAAGAACAAGAAGUGAUGCAGUCAUAUAUUAAUGGCCCAUCUUCUCCCAUCACUUUUGACGGUUACACUGUAUACCAGAUGUCUAUCAGCCCACAGACAACCACUCGUAAGCAUCAUAGCGUUAAUGAUGAGGUAUUUGAUGUAAGUGCUUCCGAGACCCACAGUCGCACCGUGAGCAAGCCUCCUCCAUCUCCUGGACCUACUGUCCGGACAACAAGCACCACCACACCUCCUGCACCUGUGCGCACAAGCAGCAAGGACUACAUGCAACGGCAACGCUCAAACAGUCGGGAUUGGCCUCCGCAGCAGAGGCCUCAGCGCGUCAGUUCAUCAACAACCAGUGUAGUUACAACCUCAGAAGGUACAGUGGUCAAUGAAAGUCCAGUCAUGGCACGCACAAGUCGUAGUAACAGCCGUACUCCCCCUCAAUCUCCGCCCCCUGCACAGUUUUCUCCGCCGCCUGUAUCAGCAAUGCCUCCUCCGCAAUUACCAGAAGCUUCUACUUGCAGCACCUAUCAAGCACCAUCUGUGGUGGAGGAACCCAUAGUCCCUCCACAAGAGCAACCGUACCAAUACACUCCUGUUGAUGAACCCUUAGUUACCGUCUCCGACCCCCCUCCGUAUUACAACCAGCCGUAUAAUGUAAUCAACUCAAAGGAUGUCAUAGAUGAUAGUUACCCCAGUCCACCUAGCCCUUACCAAACAACACCCACAGAAACAGAGCAGCCCCAAGUUAGUCCUCCCCAAUCAGAAUCAUCUCCAUCCCCUCAGAUCCAAAUCCACGAACAGGGCCCUGUAACAGAGGUGUUUGUACACAGAUCUCCAAGUGUAUCAUCUAACCAGACAACCAAGGAAACGAGUCCUGACCUCGAGCAGCUGGAGGCAGCAAUACAGGCCAUGCAUACCACUGUGAAAGAACCGACACCCCCUCCUGUUCAGCCAACACCGGUAUCAGUAGUAACAACACCGCCACCAGCACCAGCACCAGUUGUCCAGCAGCAACAGCAAGAGUUUAUUCAACAUAAGAGCGAAUCAUACACCACAGUGACUUCACAAACUUUCGAGAGCCAAAAGCAACAGCAUCAACAGUCUGUGAGUACUGUGCAGCGGAGCAUGUCCCCCGUGUGGGAUAAUGUCAUAGGCUAUCCAACCAAUAACUUUACCCAGGUGCCAAAAGAACAGCCACUGGAGGUUAGAGAAAUAGAAGAAGACCGCAUUUCUUUACGACCCAUUGGUCCAGGUGUUCAAACCCUUGAACCAGAUUCAAUGUCCACUCUUGGUCGCCCAACUACACCAGCUUUCCCUGUCAGCCCAGCAUCAAGUGUCGCAACCCCUCCUUUCCCAGUGUCACCUGGUACGCCUUACGUCAACCCAAGUAGUCCUUUUGGCCAUUCUAAUUACCAUUUUAGGUCUCGUGGCCAUUCAGUUUUGACUCCAGGUCUGCACUCGGGCUAUGCUACCACGAUGAUCACCCCCAGUGGCACAGUUCUGCUCCAAUCUGCCAUCACCCCAUCUUCUUCCGCUCAUUUCACAACUGCCACCACAUUAGAAGACAGAUCACAACAGCCACCGCCACCGGCACCAACACAAGGCAAAUACUAUCGACAGUCAGCCCGUUACUCUGACCCUCUCUAUGCUUCCAUUCCAGAGGUUGCGGAGCCUCACUUGCCAGCGGGCAGUCAACUGUCCAGUCCAACUGGUACAUUGACCGGCGGUCAAAGUAAUCAGUAUAACACCUUCGUACAGCAGCAAAAUUAUCAAACAUCCAGCAGUCAUCAGCAGCAGUCAACCUUGUCACAGCCCAGCCAGAUGGCUCCCCAGCCUGAUCAACUCCACUUGCUUCAGCAGCAACAAAAACAACAACAGCUGCAACAACAACAACAGCUGCAACAACAACAACAGCAGCAGCAGUUACAGUAUCAACAACAGCUGCAGCAGCAACAACAGCAACAGCUGCAGCAGCAACAACAACAACAGUUGCAGCAGCAGCAACAGUAUCAACAACAUAUGCAACAACAGCAGCAGCAUUAUCAACAAUACUCAUCUACAAUUGACGGUAGUGCGACUCUACCCCCAGGAAGUUCCCUCCAUGUUGACACAAGCUCCAGAUCUAUGUCUGCCACUUUACCGCGCAGUCCUUCAUCUGCUGGAAGUCCCCCUUCACCAGGUAGUCUGAACAUACUGCGACAGCAGCUGAGUGCACAACAUAUGGGCAGUAGCGCUAUAAGUCCUGGCCCUCUGUCGAUGGGUGGACAGAGUUCACCUAGUGUCUAUUUUGGACUGUCUCGUAGAGGGAGCAUGUCUUCACUAGCAGAAUCGGACCUUGUUCAGAGUACACCCAAGUUCGUGAAAGAUACGUCCAAAUUCUGGUAUAAACCUAACAUUAGCAGAGAAGAUGCAAUUUUGAUGCUCAAAGAUAAAGCCCCAGGUAUUUUUGUUGUCCGUGACAGCAACUCCUUCCCUGGAGCUUUUGGUCUUGCUCUCAAAGUGGCUCAAGUGCCACCAAAUGUACAGACUAAAGCAGGUGCUGAUCCAGCAUCAGAGCUAGUGCGCCACUUUUUGAUUGAACCUACACCCAAAGGUGUUCGUCUACGAGGAUGCAGUAACGAACCUGUUUUUGGAACUUUGGCAGCUCUUGUGUAUCAGCAUUCCAUCACUCCACUGGCGCUGCCAUGUAAAUUAGUUCUCCCUGAAUCAGAUCCAGCAGGUGAUGUUAGCAAUCCUGAAAGUCCUCACAGUUCUGAAAUUCCUAGUUCAGCAGCUGCUUUGCUGGCUACAGGUGCAGCCUGCAAUGUUCUCUACCUAAAUACUGUGGAUACAGAAUCCCUGACUGGGCCUCAAGCCGUUGCUAAAGCAGCCAAAGUGACCUUCAGUUUAGACCCCAUACCUAAGACAACUGUCGUACAUUUCAAAGUUUCUUCCCAAGGCAUUACACUGACAGACAACAACAGAAAACUCUUCUUCCGGCGACAUUAUCCAGUUACUGCAGUGACAUAUUGUGGAAUUGAUCCUGAAGACCGAAGAUGGAACAAAGUCAAUGUACCUGGUACAGGAGGAGCCAAGGUGUUUGGUUUUAUUGCACGUAAACAAGGAGGAGUUUCUGACAAUGCCUGCCAUUUGUUUGCUGAACUCGACCCAGAACAGCCUGCCUUUGCGAUCGUCAACUUUGUCACUAAAGUAAUGGUGGGACCUAACAAAAUCAAAUGAUUCAGUGAACAACAAUCUUCUUUUGACUAACAUUGAAAUAGAAACAUGUGUGUGUGUGUGUGAGAGAGAGAGAGAGAGAGAGUGUGUGUGUGUGUGUGUGGGUGUGUAUGCAUACAUGACCAUAUGAAGAAUAUAUAUAUAUAUAUACAUAUAUACACACACACAUAUAUGUGUGUGUAUGUGUAUAAUAUACGUAUACAUGCACACAUAUAUAUCUUUGUAUAUAUAUAUAGAUAUAUAUAUAUAUUUGUUUGGAUGAGAGUGUAUACAUAUAUAUGUAAAUGGAUGAGAGAGAGGGAGAUUUGUAAUUACAAUAAUUGUUAUUAAACUAUUCACAGGUGAAAAGUGGAAACAAAUUAUUUUUUUUUAAUUCUACUAACCACAUUGGUUCCUGGAGAACUGAAGCCUUCAUCUUCUGAUAUCCUGUAAUUAUUGAACACAUUAAUAUCUCCUCUAUGUGUGUGUGCAUCUAUAUAUACAUUACAACAUCAUUGUGUGUUUGUAUCUUCAAAUCUGUAUGUGUUGUAUGUAUAAAGUAUAUAUAUACUGUUAUAUAUAUCAGUAUAUACACUGAUAUAUAUAUAUAUAUAUAUAUAUAUUUAUCUACAUAGAUACGCAUGAAUACAAUAAAAUACAUGUGUGUAUUUAGAUGUACACAUACAUACCCAGAUAUUUAUUUGUGUUUGUGUGAAAAUUUGUUUCUGCCCAAAAAUCUGUCCCUAUCUUCCAGAAUAAGUGGAAUUUGUUAUUCUACAUGAGACUGCUAGAAGAAACUAGCAUCAAUAGUGGCUGUUGAGCUAGAUUUUCUUUGUUGUUUUGGGGAGAGUAGAUGGAGUUGUGUGUCUAGCGUUCACCAUUCACCAUGGGACAGUCAACCUGUUGAUGUACCAUGUGUGCACGUCUGUGUAAGGAGGGAUGCAGUCUCGGUUUAAACAAUCUAUUUUGUUUACCUAGUACCACCACCAGCCUCACAGUUGAAAAUAAAAGUCAACCUUUCCAGCCAUCCCUUUGUGAUAUUUAAGGGGGCCCCGACUCCUUACCCACAAUGCAGAGACUAAAGUAAAAGCUACUAGCUCCUCCAUUAUCUGUUUCUAUUUUCUUACUGUUAUUUCUACUGCUGCCAGUACUGAUAUUGCUAUACAUAUUAGUACAACUAUUACAGUUAACUACUAUUGCUGCUGCUACUGUUAGUAGAUGGAGAGCAGCAGGGCUUUGUAGAUAUUCUAUUUUCAUCUGUGUCCUGUUUCCCAUUCCACCCUGAUCAUUUUAUCUGAAUAGUUGAUUUAAGGUUUUGUUCUAUACUUUUUAUUUGCCAACCACAUUGUUAAAUGCAAUGUAAUGCCAAAAGCCCAAAUUUUUAACCCUUGCCCCAUUUUAUUUUUUUAAUAUUUACGUUUGGAAAAUUUUUUCUGCAUGGUUGUAUGUUGUUUUUGUCUUUUUUUUUUUCAAUCUUCUUGGAAUAAAGCCAAUUAAAAUUUGCGGAAAUGUAUCCCAAAAUAUUGACUAGAAAUUGUAUGGCUAGGUCCUCGAGGGCUUUCUGUUUCAUAGCUCUUUCAACAUAGACUCUGCCAGUAUCCCACUGGGAUUGAUUUGCCUUUCAUGCCCUGGGUUCAAUAGGUACAGUAAUAUGAUUCAAUCAACUAUAUACCUUUCUACAAAAUUGGCCUUGUGUAUAGCCUAAAUUAAUCAUCAUCAUCAUCAAUAUUACUAUUAUGAAUAAUAGUAUUAUUAUUAUUUAUCAUAUAGUCAGUCACGUACUGCAGUUUCUUUGUUCUUGCCCACUUUGUUACUUCAAAUCCUUUCAUUGAGAUCUAUAGAUCUUGAAGAUGAUGAUAAUGUUUUACAACUCUGGAUGCUGAUAUAUAUAUAUAUAUAUUUAUAAAUACAUACACACACACAUAUGUAUGUGUAUCUGUCUCUCUUUCUAUGUAUGUCUGAGAUACAUAUAUAAAAACAAGCUGGUUGUCUCUUCAAUUGAUUUAUUCACAUAUGGUAGGUCUCUUGUUCAGAAUCAGUUCAAUUGAUGUUGUGCUCCAUAAAGUUCCCCUACCACUUUGGGUCAGAGUCUAGUAGAAGUCAAUAUUCCAUAUUGUUUAUUAGUGUCUUUGACCUCAACAAGGACAGCAUUUAUACACCAUUAUGGGCUAGUUGUAUAUUUCAAAUAAUCCACCCAAAUAAGACUCCUGAAAACCUGUAAAUAUGUAACAAAAAUAAUUAUAGAAACUAUGAUACUCCCUCUUCUUGCUCAUUAUUUUUUUUUUUUGUUGUUGUUAUAAUUAUUAUUAUUGUCAU